UUUUAGGAGGCUGGGGUCCCGAUGACGGCAUCCGAGCGCGCCGCGCUGAGGCUCGAAGCCUGACUGCCCGACCUUCCUGGCACCGGGGCCCAAGAGCAGUCUUCCCUCGACAUGGGGCUGGAGGCCCAGAGGCUGCCAGCAGCAGAGGAGGCCCCAGUGAGGGUGGCUCUGCGAGUCCGCCCGCUGCUGCCCAAGGAGCUGUUGUAUGGGCAUCAGAGCUGCCUGCAGGUGGAGCCAGAGCAUGGUCGUGUCACUCUGGGGCGUGACCGCCACUUUGGCUUCCAUGUAGUACUGGCUGAGGACACUGGGCAGGAGGCGGUGUACCAGACCUGUGUGCAGCCCCUCCUCGAGGCCUUCUUUGAGGGCUUCAAUGCCACCGUCUUUGCCUACGGUCAGACAGGCUCCGGAAAGACGUACACCAUAGGAGAGGCCAGCGUGGCCUCCCUCCAUGAGGAUGAGCAGGGCAUCAUUCCAAGGGCCAUGGCCGAGGCCUUCAAGCUUAUCGAUGAGAACGACCUGCUGGACUGCCUGGUGCACGUGUCCUACCUGGAAGUGUAUAAGGAGGAGUUCCGAGACCUGCUCGAGGUGGGCACUGCCAGCCGGGACAUCCAGCUGCGGGAAGAUGACCGCGGGAACGUUGUGCUGUGCGGGGUGAAGGAGGUGGACGUGGAGGGCCUGGACGAGGUGCUGAGCCUGCUGGAGGUGGGCAACGCAGCGCGGCACACGGGGGCCACGCACUUCAACCGCCUGUCCAGCCGCUCACACACGGUCUUCACCGUGACCCUGGAGCAGCGGGGCCGAGCCCCCAGCCGCCUGCCGCGCCCUGCCGGCGGCCAGCUGCUGGUCUCUAAGUUCCACUUCGUGGACCUGGCGGGCUCGGAGAGAGUGCUCAAGACCGGCAGCACCGGCGAGCGGCUCAAGGAGAGCAUCCAGAUCAAUGGUAGCCUGCUGGCACUGGGCAAUGUCAUCAGCGCCCUGGGGGACCCGCAGCGACGGGGCAGCCACAUCCCCUACCGCGACUCCAAGAUCACUCGGAUCCUCAAAGACUCGCUGGGCGGCAACGCCAAGACGGUGAUGAUCGCCUGCGUCAGCCCCUCGGCCUCCGACUUCGACGAGACCCUCAACACCCUCAACUACGCCAGUCGCGCACAGAACAUCCGCAACCGCGCCACAGUCAACUGGCGGCCCGAGGCCGACGCACUGAGCUCCGCCUCCGGGCCCGACAGUGGCAUUGAGAGUGCCUCCGCUGAGGACCAGGCGGCGCAGGGGUCCGGCGGGCGAAAGAUGACCAAGGGCCAGGAAGGGGAGGGGGCGCAGCAACUGCUGACCUUGCAGAGCCAGGUGGUGCGGCUGGAGGAGGAGAACCGAGACUUUCUGGCUGCAUUGGAGGACGCCAUGGAGCAGUACAAACUGCAGAGCGACCGGCUGCGUGAGCAACAGGAGGAAAUGGUGGAGCUGCGGAUGCGGCUGGAGCUGGUGCGGCCUGGCUGGGGGGCCCCGGGACUCCUGCAGGGCCUACCUCCAGGUUCCUUUGUGCCUCGGCCUCACACAGCCCCCCUUGAGGGUGCUCACACUCAAGUCCUGGGCAUGGCCCCCACUGCCUGCCUCCCUGGAGAUUCCGUUGGUUCUGAGCAGUGGGGAGAGCAGGGGACAGACAGCAGGGAGGCUGGCACUGAGCUGCUGGCCAAGGUGGACAGGCCAGGAAGUGGCUCUUCAGCUGCAUCUGAUGAGGAGGACGAGGAGGAGGUGCCCAGGCGGACCUUACACGUGCGCAGAAAUGGGAUCAGCAGCUGGAACCAGAGGGUGGGAGCACACCCAGGAAGUCCACCGGACAGGAAAGGCCCAGAGCUUCAGCUUGAAGACCUGGGUGCAGCCAUCCUGGGACACAGAGCAGCCGGUGGGAUCAAGGCCCCGGUUCAGACCCGCCAGAGCCUGACUGCCACAGCCUCUGAGUGGCGACUGGCCCAGGCCCAGCAGAAGAUCCGGGAGCUAGCCAUCAACAUCCGCAUGAAGGAGGAGCUCAUUGGCGAGCUGGUCCGCACAGGGAAGGCAGCCCAGGCCCUGAACCGCCAGCACAGCCAGCGCAUUCGGGAGCUGGAGCAGGAGGCUGAGCGGGUGCGGGCUGAGCUGAGUGAAGGCCAGAGGCAGCUGCGGGAGUUGGAGGACAAGGAGCCCCAGGAUGCUGGUGAGCGCUCUCGGCUGCAGGAGUUCCGCAAGAGGGUGGCCGCGGCCCAGAGCCAAGUGCAGGUGCUGAAGGAGAAGAAGCAGGCCACGGAGCGGCUGGUGUCACUGUCAGCCCAGAGUGAGAAGCGGCUGCAGGAGCUGGAGAGGAAUGUGCAGCUCAUGCGGCAGCAGCAGGGGCAGCUGCAGAGGCGGCUCCGUGAGGAGACGGAGCAGAAGCGGCGCCUGGAGACUGAGAUGAACAAGCGACAGCACCGUGUCAAGGAGCUGGAGCUGAGGCAUGAGCAGCAGCAAAAGAUCCUGAAGAUCAAGACAGAAGAGAUUGCAGCUUUCCAGAGGAAGAGACGCAGUGGCAGCAAUGGCUCUGUGGUCAGCCUGGAGCAGCAGCAGAAGAUUGAGGAGCAGAAGAAGUGGCUGGAUCAGGAGAUGGAGAAGGUACUGCAGCAGCGGCGGGCGCUGGAGGAGCUGGGGGAGGAGCUCCGCAAGAGAGAGGCCAUCCUGGCCAAGAAGGAGGCCCUGAUGCAGGAGAAGUCGGGGCUGGAGAGCAAGCGCCUGCGGUCCAGCCAGGCCCUCAGCGAGGACAUCGUGCGAGUGUCCAGCCGCCUGGAACACCUGGAGAAGGAGCUCUCCGAGAAGAGCGGGCAGCUGCGGCAGGGCAGCGCCCAGAGCCAGCAGCAGAUCCGCGGGGAGAUCGACAGCCUGCGCCAGGAGAAGGACUCGCUGCUGAAGCAGCGCCUGGAGAUUGACAGCAAGCUGAGGCAGGGCAGCCUGCUGUCCCCUGAGGAGGAGCGGACCCUGUUCCAGCUGGAUGAGGCUAUCGAGGCUCUGGACGCUGCCAUCGAGUAUAAGAACGAGGCCAUCACAUGCCGCCAGCGGGUGCUGCGGGCUUCGGCCUCGCUGCUGUCCCAGUGUGAGAUGAACCUCAUGGCCAAGCUCAGCUACCUGUCAUCCUCAGAGACCCGAGCCCUACUCUGCAAGUACUUUGACAAGGUGGUGACACUCCGGGAGGAGCAGCACCAGCAGCAGGUGGCCUUCUCGGAGCUAGAGAUGCAGCUGGAGGAGCAGCAGAGGCUGGGGUACUGGUUGGAGGUGGCCCUGGAGCGGCAGCGCCUGGAGCUGGACCGCCAGCUCACCCUGCAGCAGAAGGAGCAUGAGCAGCACAUCCAGCUGCUCCUGCAGCAGAGCCGAGACCACCUCGGUGAGGGACUGGCGGACAGCAAGAGGCAGUAUGAGGCCCGGAUUCAGGCUCUGGAGAAGGAACUGGGCCGCCAGAUGUGGCUGAACCAGGAACUGAGACAGAAGCUGUGCAGUGUGAACGCCUCAGGCCACAGCAGGGGUGGGGAGAAGAGAGCCCUCUGCCUGGAGAGCAGGCCAGCCCCUGGAAGUGAAGAUGAGCCCCACCCAGUGCCAGAGCUGCUCUGGCAGCACCCCCUCAAUGAGGGAGCCCCUUGCACCCGGGAGGAGGUGCGAGACUUAGUCCAUGCUCCGUUACCCUUGACAUGGAAGCGCUCGAACCUAUGCAGCAGUGAGGAGCAGGGCUCCCCCGACGAGCAGAGACAGUGGGAGGCUGCUGAGUCCCUGGUGGGGCGUGUGCUGCCAGUGGCUGAGGUAGCCCUGCCCUGGAACUUGGGGCCCCUGCCCAAGUCCCGGCGGGAACUACGAAGAACCAGCCCAGGUAUGAUCGAUGUCCGGAAAAACCCCCUGUAGGUCCUGGGGGCGGAUCCCUACUUGGAGGGAGACGCUGACUCUACUGAAAGUGCUUCUGUGAAGGACAGUCCUUACUUCACAUUCAAAUCCAGGCUUCAUCUUUACACUGACUAGAGUCAACACAGCAGCAAAGGCCGGUACGCUCGUUUUAAAAAACAUGCGAAUCCUCCCCAAUCACUUCCUUGAAGCUGUAAUCCCUAACUGCCGCCUUUUGGUUUAAGAUUAGCUCCAGGACAAUUCUGGGUACAGCCAAGUCUUGGCCCAGAAUGCCACAUGCAACAGGAUUAUGGCUGAAAUGGUCUUACAUAUAUAGGGGUAAGUGGGAAACUUAUUAACACAUUUUUAGGAUUUUUAA
Molecule: messenger RNA, 4243 nt
Organism: Tupaia belangeri chinensis (Chinese tree shrew)
Lineage: Eukaryota; Metazoa; Chordata; Mammalia; Scandentia; Tupaiidae
Gene: KIF7
Product: kinesin family member 7
Exons: 20
Coding region: 112-3888 (1258 amino acids)
Biological process (GO): mitotic spindle organization; spindle elongation; microtubule-based movement
Cellular component (GO): microtubule associated complex
Molecular function (GO): microtubule motor activity; microtubule binding; ATP binding
Source: RefSeq, a predicted model, not a curated record